Messenger RNA from Mus pahari (shrew mouse), 1320 nucleotides. RefSeq names its product phosphate carrier protein, mitochondrial-like. Gene Ontology annotation, biological process: mitochondrial phosphate ion transmembrane transport. Lineage: Eukaryota; Metazoa; Chordata; Mammalia; Rodentia; Muridae. Gene Ontology annotation, molecular function: phosphate transmembrane transporter activity. Gene Ontology annotation, cellular component: mitochondrial inner membrane. The record is from RefSeq and is a predicted model, not a curated record.
AUGCCAGGAUCUCACCGGUUGCUUCGUCAGGAUCUCGUCAGGAAAAACACGCUCAGCUGCUCAGCAGGUAGCUUCUUGCAGGAAGCUGCAGACGUGGCAGACAAAAGACUUCACCUGGGUCUGAAGACUCCACCCUCGGUGAGGCAGAUUUGCCAUGGGAUCCAGUGGGUCAGCUGCGGCACCCACGCCAGCCAGGUGCAGGUAGCUGUCAGUAUCAUUAGCAAGUCAUACCUGGCGCCACACCUGCAGCUGGUACAGGAUGGCCUGUCGGGUCCCUGCAGCCCCCCAGGUCCGCAUCGACAUUCUCGCCACCUGGCCACCGCCAUCGUAGAAGAGUACAGUUGUGAAUUUGGCUCCAUGAUCUUAAGUUGUGGGCUGAUACACACUGCUGUUAUUCCCCUGGAUUUAGUAAAAUGCCGCAUGCAGGUGGGCCCUCAGAAGUACAAGGGCAUAUUUAAUGGAUUCUCCAUUACACUGAAAGAAGAUGGCGUUCAUGGUUUGGCUAAAGGAUGGGCCCCAACUUUGUUUGGCUAUUCCAUGCAAGGGCUCUGCAAAUUUGGCUUUUAUGAAGUCUUCAAGGUCAUGUAUAGCAACAUACGUGGUGAGGAGAACACCUACCUGUGGCGCACAUCUCUAUGUUUAGCUGCUUCUGCCAGCACUGAAUUCUUCGUUGUCAUUGCCUUGGUUCCUCUGGAAGCUGCUAAAGUUCGAAUUCAAACCCAGCCUGGUUAUGCCAACACGUUGAGGGAAGCCAUUCCCAAAAUGUAUAACGAGGAAGGCUUAAAUGUGUUCUACAAGGGUGUUGCUCCUCUGUGGAUGAGACAGACCCCAUACGUCAUGAUGAAGUUCACCGGCUUUGAAUGUACUGUUGAAACUUUGUACAACUUUGUGGUUCCUAAGCCCCGAGGUGAAUGUUCAAAGGCAGAGCAGCUGGUUGUGACAUUUGUGGCAGGAGUCUUCUGUGCUGGAGUUUUCUGUGCGAUUGCCUCCCACCCUGCUGACUCUGUGGUCUCUGUGCUGAAUAAAGAGAAAGGCAACACUGCGUCUCAGGUCCUGCAGAGGCUUGUCUUUAGAGGUGUGUGGAAGGGGCUCUUCCCCCCCCCCCCCCCAAUCAUCAUGAUUGGCACUUUGACUGCACUGCAGUGGUUCAUCUAUGAUUCUGUAAAGGUCUACUUCAGUCUCCCUCGCCCUCCUCCACCUGAGAUGCCAGAGUCUCUGAAGAAGCAGCUCGGGUUAACUGAGUAGAUACAUCAAAGUAACCUGGACUGAAUCUGCUUGUUGAUCAGUGUUGAAAGUGCAAAGGAACUUUUAUAUGUUUGA